Paramisgurnus dabryanus is the source of this 3479-nucleotide messenger RNA. NCBI's taxonomy places the organism in Eukaryota, Metazoa, Chordata, Actinopteri, Cypriniformes, Cobitidae. The record is from RefSeq and is a predicted model, not a curated record.
CAAUAAACCCACUAAAGAAAGAAAGAAAGAGGUCGCGUGUGAUGUGUUUGUGUAUCCUCAGUGUUUUUCUCUCUUGAGUGUUUUAUUGAGUGGAAACAGAGUCUUGUCUCUGUUUAUUUUAGUGUUGUUGAUGAUGGAUGAGAUGUGCUGUAAAUCAGUAGGAACUGAUCUGUCCAUGCUGGAUAUUGAUGAUUUCAUCACAGAAAUCUCUCAGCUGAAGAAAGAGGUGGCGUUACUGGAGACAAAGCUGAGGUUAAGAGCAGAUGAAGGACUGAAGAGAGAGGACUCCGAGCUCAGUCUGACUUUACUCUGUUAUACUGAGUCAAAGCCCACAGACGCUCAGGACACUACAGUGUGUGACAGUAAUCAGGACUUACAGGAUGAGGAAUCUACUGAUCAAACCUCCACAGAGUCUCUGGAUUCUGUCUGGAACGCUGGAGAACAGCAGCAGAUCCUGCAGACCAAACUCAAGAUGUGUUCAGUCAAACUCAUCGACUGCACGAACCUCAUGAUGAAGAUUAAAACUGAACCCACAUCUGAUGAAUAUGAAGACAAUCACAAUGAUGGUCAUCGUUUUUUUCUGUCAGAUGCAAAGAGUGAAUUAUGUUUGAAUGGAGAAAUAACGUCCUCGACUCUUUCCUGCAUCAGCGAUGGAGAGACAUUGAGAUAUUUAGAGAGCCAUGAGAGAAAACACACAGAACAUGAACAUCAUCUGAAGAAACACACUAAUGAGAGACCGUAUCAGUGCAAGUCACACAAAACACUACACACUGAACAAAAACCCUUUCAAUGUUCACACUGUGAUAAAAGUUUCAGUUAUAAAUCUCAUCUGAUAAUCCACGAGAGAGUUCACACUGGAGAGAAACCUCAUCACUGUAAUGUCUGUGGGAAGAGUUUCAGUCAACGUGUCCGUUUAGUGAGACAUCAGAGAACUCAUACAGGUGAAAAACCUUACAAAUGCUCUCAUUGUGGAAAGAGCUUCUCUGAUUUAAGUUCUAUUAGAGUCCAUGAGAGAAUUCACACUGGAGAGAAACCUCAUCACUGUAAUGUUUGUGGGAUGAGUUUCAGUCGACGUGACAGUUUAGUGUCACACCAGAGAAUUCAUACACGUGAAAGACCUUACAAAUGCUCUCAGUGUGAGAAGACGUUUACUCAGGCAGGUCACUUAAAAGCCCAUGAGAGAGUUCACACUGGAGAGAAACCUUACGUCUGCUCGAUCUGUGGAAAGAGCUUCUUUGAUUUAAGUUCUAUUAGAGUCCAUGAGAGACUUCACACUGGAGAGAAACCUCAUCACUGUAAUGUCUGUGGGAAGAGUUUUAGUCAACGUGUCAGUUUAGUGAGACAUCAGAGAACUCAUACAGGUGAAAAACCUUACAAAUGCUCUCAUUGUGGAAAGAGUUUCUCUGAUUUAAGUUCUAUUAGAGUCCAUGAGAGAGUUCACACAGGAGAGAAACCGUACGUCUGCCCGAUCUGUGGAGAGAGAUUUGCUCAUUCUGGAAGUUUUCAGAAUCAUCAGAAAAAACAUACUGAAACUUUUGGUACAGCAGGAGGCGCUCUGCAGCUCUUUAGUCCGCCAAUAAACCCACUAAAGAAAGAAAGAAAGAAAGAAAAAAGAGUUCACCUUCACACUCCAGUCCAGUUGGUGGCGAAGAAGAAGAAGAAAGAGUUCACGUGUGAUGUGUUUGUGUAUCCUCAGUGUUUUUUUCUCUUGAGUGUUUUAUUGAGAGUAAACAGAGUCUUGUCUCUGUGUAUGUUAGUGUUGAUGAUGGAUGUGAUGUGCUGUAAAUCAGUGGGAACUGAUCUGUCCAUGCUGGAUAUUGAUGAUUUCAUCACAGAAAUCUCUCAGCUGAAGAAAGAGGUGGCGUUACUGGAGACAAAGCUGAGGUUAAAAGGAGAUGAAGGACUGAAGAGAGAGGACUCCGAGCUCAUUCUGACUUUACUCUGUUAUACUGAGUCAAAGCCCACAGACGCUCAGGACACUACAGUGUGUGACAGUAAUCAGGACUUACAGGAUGAGGAAUCUACUGAUCAAACCUCCACAGAGUCUCUGAAUUCUGUCUGUAACGCUGGAGAACAGCAGCAGAUCCUGCAGACCAAACUCAAGAUGUGUUCAGUCAAACUCAUCGACUGCAAGAACCUCAUGAUGAAGAUAAAAACUGAACCCACAUCUGAUGAAUAUGAAGACAAUCACAAUGAUGGUCAUGGUUUUUUUCUGUCAGAUGUAAAGAGUGAAUUAUGUUUGAAUGGAGAAAUAACGUCCUCGACUCUUUCCUGCAUCAGCGGUGGAGAGACAUUGAGAUAUUUAGAGAGCCAUGAAAGAAAACACACAGAACAUGAACAUCAUCUGAAGAAACACACUAAUGAGAGACCGUAUCAGUGCAAGUCACACAAAACACUACACACUGAACAAAAACCCUUUCAAUGUUCACACUGUGAUAAAAGUUUCAGUUAUAAAUCUCAUCUGAUAAUCCACGAGAGAGUUCACACUGGAGAGAAACCUCAUCACUGUAAUGUUUGUGGGAAGAGUUUCAGUCAACGUGUCCGUUUAGUGAGACAUCAGAGAACUCAUACAGGUGAAAAACCUUACAAAUGCUCUCAUUGUGGAAAGAGCUUCUCUGAUUUAAGUUCUAUUAGAGUCCAUGAGAGAAUUCACACUGGAGAGAAACCUCAUCACUGUAAUGUUUGUGGGAUGAGUUUCAGUCGACGUGACAGUUUAGUGUCACACCAGAGAAUUCAUACACGUGAAAGACCUUACAAAUGCUCUCAGUGUGAGAAGACGUUUACUCAGGCAUUUCACUUAAAAGUCCAUGAGAGAGUUCACACUGGAGAGAAACCUUACGUCUGCUCGAUCUGUGGAAAGAGCUUCUUUGAUUUAAGUUCUAUUAGAGUCCAUGAGAGACUUCACACUGGAGAGAAACCUCAUCACUGUAAUGUCUGUGGGAAGAGUUUUAGUCAACGUGUCAGUUUAGUGAGACAUCAGAGAACUCAUACAGGUGAAAAACCUUACAAAUGCUCUCAUUGUGGAAAGAGUUUCUCUGAUUUAAGUUCUAUUAGAGUCCAUGAGAGAGUUCAUACUGGAGAGAAACCGUACGUCUGCCCGAUCUGUGGAGAGAGAUUUGCUCAUUCUGAAAGUUUUCAGAAUCAUCAGAAAAAACAUACUGAAACUGUUGGACGGGUCUGAGACCAGCGCCGAAUAUGGAUGCAGGACCGGAUGGCUGCUUGCCUGCGCUGGGCUAUCUCCAACCCCAAUUCCCCCCUAUCCUGUUGCAAGUCGUGUGUUGUUCAUAAUGUAAGAUGUACUGACUAUGUGCUUAUGUUGCUGAGGUGUUUUUUUUCCCUGUUCCCAAACUGUACUCCUUUUGGAGCAUAGUCUGGGGGUUUGUUUUUUUUAACCUACCCGGCGCCCUCAUGUAAUGCUGUACUUCUUCUCAAUGCUCUGUCGACCUGUUCUGUCUACCACUCUUGUUUUUAUGUAUUGU